Papilio polytes (common Mormon) is the source of this 2063-nucleotide messenger RNA. RefSeq names its product zinc finger protein 2. Lineage: Eukaryota; Metazoa; Arthropoda; Insecta; Lepidoptera; Papilionidae. The transcript has 4 exons. Gene Ontology annotation, biological process: regulation of DNA-templated transcription. The record is from RefSeq and is a predicted model, not a curated record. The coding region runs from base 213 to 1829 and encodes 538 amino acids. Gene Ontology annotation, molecular function: RNA polymerase II cis-regulatory region sequence-specific DNA binding; DNA-binding transcription factor activity, RNA polymerase II-specific.
UUUUAAUUGUAACAAAAUUUUAACGGCAAUUGUUAAUUUUGGAGUCCUGCUCAAGAAUCCGAUUCGUAUAGGUAAUAAAAUUUCUUGAAAUGCCGCCAAAAGAGUUCGCGCAGCGCUCUAAAAAUAACGUGCGGAUGGUUCAGUUUCGUGCCAUCGUAGCAACACAUAGUUCACAAAAUUGAACGGCGUUUUUUGUUUCAAAUUUCAAUUAAAUGAGUGCCGACGCAGCGUCCCUACCGUGUCCAAUAUGUUUACAUACUGGUGUUUUCAACUCGGCUCAAGCAUUAAAAGAUAGAUUGAUCUACGUCUCCACCAACAACAUAACGUGUCCAAUAUGUCAGGAGUCGUUGUCGGGACUGGAUAAAUUAACUAUACAUCUCUUUAGUCACGUUUCGUUUAUAUCAUCUCAAGAAUCGUUGAAAUUUGGUGAAAAGACGAAAACAAAAUCUGAAGAAAUAAAACAGGGAAGUCAAAUACCUCCUACAACGCUAAAGAAAACAAGAACGGCGCCGUCUAAAAAUAAAGUACCAGCGACUUCAGCGCCAGUUAAGUUUGUUAAAAUAUAUCCAAAAUUGCCAGUGAUUUCUUUGAAUACGGUUCCUAUUAUAGAUAUACAGGGUGCUGUGGAUGGAUGUGUUCAGAACAAUAACCCCACGUAUGUACCAUCUGUACAAGCUGAAACAAGUACACAGAAUCCCGAUCAUAAAUGCAAUGUAUGUGGUUUGCGCUUCAUUGAUUCCAACAUAUUAAAAAUGCACAAAUGUUUAUUGCACAAUUUGGAUGACAAAUCUGAUAACAAGUUUUCAAGCUAUAAUUGUCAUUUAUGUCCUAAAACUUUUAAAAUGAGGGGCUCACUUAUGGUACAUUUAAGAGUAGCCCACUACGGCUUUCCUUCCCAAUCAGAUACAACAAAGUUAAAGGAAAACAUUGGAAAAUGUGAAAUAGAAACUAAGCCUACUACACUGGACAGGAGUGAUGGAAAACAGUGGCAGUGCGAUGUUUGCCACAAAAGUUUUACGACAAAAUACUUUUUAAAGAAGCACAAACGACUUCAUACAGGAGAAACACCGUACGCGUGUACACAAUGCAAUAAAACUUUUACAUUUCAACAAUCUUACCAUAAACAUCUGCUUUAUCACAAUGAUGAAAAACCUCAUGUAUGUAAUUACUGCAAUCGAGCUUUCAAAGAAUUAUCGACUUUGCAUAAUCAUCAACGUAUACAUACUGGAGAAAAACCGUUUUCCUGCGAAACAUGUGGAAAAUGCUUUCGUCAACGUGUUUCUUAUUUAGUGCAUCGCAGAAUACACACCGGCGCCAUGCCUUAUAAAUGUACAGCUUGCAAAAAAAGUUUUCGAUAUAAAGUAUCUCAAAGAACACAUAAGUGUCAAUCUCAGCCGCCUGGUACUGUCGUUCGGCAGUCUGGUGAUCUUGUAGAAAAACUUAAAAAGAAAUACAUAAGUGACCCAGUAUCUAACAGCAAUGAAGGAAUUUGUAAUAAGUUAAAUUACAUAGAAAUAUCUGAAGCUAAUGCGGAGUUGGUUCGUACUGGAGCAAAAUUAUCUUUGGAAGACAUUGAAUCCGAUGGUUUUUCAAUAAUAGCAGAAGCUUUCCCCGAAACCAAUCGAAGCCUCCAAUCAGUAUCAGAUCCUCAGAAUUACUCUGCACAUUGUGUUGAUAGUAACGCAACGCAAUAUAAAACCUUCGAAAUAUUUGGAGAUGAUCUUGAAGACCUAAUUGAUACUGUGCCAAUUAAUGACAAAAAUAUCCCAUCACCAUCAGAUAUAUUAAAAAACUUAUGUUUGACUAAUGACGAUGACUAUAUAUCAUGAAAAUUAAACCGUUUUGCAAAAUACUUAAACUACUUCUAGAAAUUAUUUCAGUUGCAGAUUAUUUAAGCGGCAAGCGCUUCAAGUAGCAAAGAUUUUGUAAAAUGGUAGCAUAAAAUUGCAAUCUAUUGUCAUUAUUACCAAUUUGUUUAGAAUUUCCUCUUAUCGUUACUAUGGUUUUCAAGGUUUAUAUUUAGAAAAUUGUCUUCAUGAUGACACUGUUUCAUGUCCUGAGAA